AUGUUAGGCUACCGACCUGCUGAUUCGCCAAUUGAGGUUAAUCACCAUCUUUGUAGUGGUGUUGGUGAUCUUGUGGAGAAGGAAAGGUACCAGCGACUUGUGGGAAGACUUAUAUAUUUAUCCCACACUCGUCCAGAUAUUGCCUAUGCGGUUGGGAUAAUGAGUCAAUUUAUGCAUGAGCCUCGUGCCCCUCAUUUGGAUGCAGUGUAUCGUAUUUUGAGGUAUCUUAAAUCUGCUCCUGGAAAAGGGAUUUUAUUUUCCAAUCAUGGUCACUUGAGAUUAGAGGCAUUCACAGAUGCUGAUUGGGCUGGUUCUAUAGAUGACAGGCGAUCUAUCUCCGGUUACUAUGCAUUUGUGGGGGGAAAUUUAGUGACAUGGUGUAGUAAGAAACAAAUAGUUGUGUCCAGAUCUAAUGUAGAGGCAGAAUACAGUGACAUGGCGUAUCUCAAUUGUUUGAUGCGUACUACAAGUCUAUUAUUGUUUGUUUAUGUAUAUACAACUACAAGUUUGCUACAUGUAUAUAAAUUGAUUGCUGUAUAUGAAGUAAGAUUGAAACAGUCUCAAUUGUUUGAUGCGUACUACAAUUGA
This is a messenger RNA of Camellia sinensis, 588 nucleotides long. Lineage: Eukaryota; Viridiplantae; Streptophyta; Magnoliopsida; Ericales; Theaceae. The record is from RefSeq and is a predicted model, not a curated record.